Molecule: messenger RNA, 1159 nt
Organism: Thecamonas trahens ATCC 50062
Lineage: Eukaryota; Apusomonadida; Apusomonadidae
Product: GPN-loop GTPase 2
Exons: 2
Coding region: 1-1143 (380 amino acids)
Cellular component (GO): cytoplasm
Molecular function (GO): GTPase activity
Source: RefSeq, a predicted model, not a curated record
AUGACGAUCGACGACGAGUCCGACACCACCUCUGGCCACCUCGUCCAGUUGCUCAACUUGGUCGACCUCGUUGUGAUUGGCCCGCCUGGGUGCGGCAAGACGACAUACUGUGCAGGCGUGGAGCAGUUUCUCAACUCGUCGGGACGAGUGACCAUUGUGGUCAAUCUUGAUCCGGCCAACUUUACCAUGGCAUACACACCCGCUGUGGACAUUGCUGAACUUGUGCAACUUGAUGUAGUUAUGGAAGAAGAAGGCCUUGGUCCCAAUGGUGGUCUCAUCUACUGCAUCGAGUACUUGGAGGCCAAUCUGGAUUGGUUGGAGGAGAAGCUGGCAGAGGCCAUCCGAUCGGCAGAGGCUGCCGCUGCUGCUGCUGCUGCAGAGGCCAUGGCUGAUCCUACAGCCAUGCUUCAGAACAUGGCUUCGGUAGAGGCGGGUACUUCGGCUGGCGCUGCUCUCAAGCCGUAUGUGCUGUUUGAUUGCCCGGGGCAAGUCGAGCUCUACACUCACAAUCAGUCGAUGCGCAACAUCCUCGCCACCCUCACCCAGGGCUGGAACAUGCGACUGUGCGCCGUUCACCUGGUUGAUGCUGCAUACUGCACCGAUCCAUCAAAGUACAUCUCCGUCCUCCUCACCUCGCUCGCCACAAUGGUCCAGCUCGAGCUCCCGCACGUCAACGUCCUCUCAAAGAUGGACCUCAUCGAGUCGCUCGGCAAGCUCGACUUUAACCUCGAGUUCUACCUCGACGUCCUCAAUCUCGAGUACCUCGUUGAUCUUAUCGACGAGCGCGAAGGCCAGGCCUCAAAGUACCGCGCCCUCACCUCGGCCCUCGCCGACCUUGUCUCCGGCUUUGGCCUCGUCGCCUUUGUCCCGCUCAACAUCUCCGACGCCGCCUCGGUUGGCACCGUUCUCAAGGUCGUCGACAAGGCCAACGGAUAUGUCUUUGGCGGCCUUGAGCGGAGCAACGAUGGCAUCUUUGGCGUCGCCGCCUCGCCGCUCUACCGCUCCGAGUACGAGCGCACAACACUCGAGCUGGAGAAGGCCCGCGCGACUGCGGGCGUCGUCGACGACGACGAGGCCGAAAUCGCCGCUCUCCUCGCCUCCUACGCCGCCGAAAAAGGUUCACCGCCGCCGGCAAGCGAGUAAAAGCCAACAACCUCCA